AUGUCAUAUAAUCACCAUCUCCAAUCACAAGGCUAUGUGCCUUCAUAUACUUCUCAGAAUACCGGCGCUGCAUAUAUGGCUAGAAGAGGAUGGGAUUCUUCGAACAACAGUGAUCAGAAUACAAUUAGCUUCACAUCAAAAAGCAGGAAGAAAACGUUUUAUAUAAUUGCCUUUGUACUCUUGCUUCUUCUUUCAAUCGCAGCUAUCGUGAUUAUCAUAUUAUUUGCUUGUGGAGUGUUUUACACAUCGGAUCCAUUACAAAAUCCGACAACUCCACCCAUAUUUAAUCCUACAUAUCGGCCACCAUUCGAUCCGUACUCGACACCACAUGCUCCAAUAUUUGGCCAGAAUGCAUCAUUUUCCUGUACAUUUGCUAUUCUUCGUCAGGCAAGCGAAACGUUUGACGUCAAAAAUACAAACGCGUAUUAUGCAUCGUUUACAUUGAUACAGAAUGCGCUAACCAAUGUGAUAUCAACUUCAAGUUUGCAACAAUACAAUCCUUCUGUGCAAUUGAAUGACUUACAAAAUAGGGGAAAUGACUUGAGUGUUAUUUUUCGGAUAACAAUGCAACCAAAUCCAAAUGUGGAUCAAAAUGUAAUCGCGACUGUUCUUCGAAAUAACAUUUUAAAUCUCCAAAACAUGCUUGGAGGAAAUGCGCAAAUCGAUCAGAGUAGUAUAUUUGUUUUCCGUUUGUUUGUUUAA
This is a messenger RNA of Caenorhabditis bovis, 702 nucleotides long. The record is from the annotation of a GenBank genome assembly. Lineage: Eukaryota; Metazoa; Nematoda; Chromadorea; Rhabditida; Rhabditidae.